UUCAUGCUCACCGUCGGUACGUCUCUUCGCUUAAUGGGCGAUAAAACUAUGGAGCACUUAAAAGCAAAAAAUAUAUACCCAUCUAUGUGAUGAUAUAGGGGCUAGGAGCAUAUAAACGAAGAGAUAACGAUAUAAACAGCGGCGGAAGAGGCUCCGAAAAACAGUCGAGUCUGGAACGUCGCUGAGUUUACACGAACGAACCGAAAGCUUUUGUAGAGCACCAAAGUCAAUAUCCCGGAGUUAUCAUGUUGAAGGCGAUUAUUGUAUUUGCCACUAUUUUGGUGGCCGUGGCCUUGGCCAUGCAGCCCCUGGAGGAUAAUGAGAGACACCACCACCUAAACCACAAGCACCAGUUGACCCAGCACCACCAUAAGUUACAGGAGCCGAGGCACUCGGCCAAGGAGCACACCAAACAUGGAAAGGAGGUGCACCACAUUGAUUCCCACCUUAAGGAGCACAAAGACCAUGGCCAUGGAAAAUCGACCUCCCAAAGGAACAGUAGACAGGCCAAUAAGAAGGAGCAGAGUUAUAAGAAGAGUCACCAUCAAAAGGAGCACCACAAGCACGUGGACAACCACGCCCGGAAAGCCCGAUCCCAUUCAAAAGGCAGCCAACACCACAGCAAGAGACACACGGGACAUCGCCACUAGGGAAGAUAUGUCACUAGGACAUAUCCUAUUUAAAUCCUAACUUAUGUGUAUGUAAGCUGUAUUAAAGUCAAGCCCACAUAAAUUCCAAAUACAGUA
This is a messenger RNA of Drosophila suzukii, 746 nucleotides long. RefSeq names its product cyclin-L1. NCBI's taxonomy places the organism in Eukaryota, Metazoa, Arthropoda, Insecta, Diptera, Drosophilidae. The record is from RefSeq and is a predicted model, not a curated record.